Messenger RNA from Lachancea mirantina, 1173 nucleotides. The record is from the annotation of a GenBank genome assembly. Lineage: Eukaryota; Fungi; Ascomycota; Saccharomycetes; Saccharomycetales; Saccharomycetaceae.
AUGCGGUUAUUGCCAGGUGUUAGGACCAUUAUCGCGCCGCGGAUCGGCUUCGGAUACAGGAAUGUGUCCCUGAGGCUGUUUUCAGCCUGCCAAGCGCGCUUCAAAGAAGAAGUUUUGGCGUCUGCCAGACCAAACCUGGACCAGGCGCCAGUGACGGCACAGAUGCUUAAGAUUGUGCCUAAUGAGAUCGAUAUGGUGACGUUGGAAAAGCAGGACGCGUUGAUCAAGCGUCGCCGCAAACUCUCCAAGGAAAUAACCAAACUCAAGAAGCUUAAACCGGUCUCUCCAGGUUUACGGUGGUACCGGGCCCCAAUAUACCCAUACCUCCACAAAGGUCGGCCCGUUCGUACGCUCACGGUAGCAAAACGUGGGACCGGCGGCAGAAACCAUUCUGGAAAGAUCACGGUGCGGCACCGUGGUGGUGGUCACAAGCGUAGGAUCAGAAUCGUGGAUUUCGCUCGCUUUACACCGGGCGAACAAACCGUCCAAAGGAUAGAAUACGAUCCUGGCAGAUCCGCCCACAUUGCACUUCUCAAACACAACGACACCCAAGAAUUGAGCUACAUUCUCGCCUGUGAUGGCCUUAGAGCAGGUGAUGUCGUAGAGUCCUACCGCAAAGGUGUGCCUGAUAGACUACUUCAGGAAAUGGGGGGGAAAAUCGAUCCUGCGAUCUUGAGUGUUCGCACCGCCCAGAGAGGCAACUGUUUGCCCAUCUCGAUGAUACCGAUCGGAGCUAUCGUACACAACGUAGGGCUCACGCCCGUGGGACCCGGUAAGUUCUGUCGUGCUGCUGGCACUUAUGCCAGAGUAAUCUCCAAAUUGGCCGAAAGGAAAAAAGCUAUUAUAAGGUUACAAAGUGGGGAGCACCGCUACGUUUCACUCGAAGCCUGCGCGACGUUGGGUAUUGUCUCGAACAUUGAACAUCAAAAUAGGUCUCUGGGUAAAGCUGGACGUUCUAGAUGGAGAGGUAUAAGACCCACUGUAAGAGGUGUAGCCAUGAACAAAUGUGACCAUCCUCAUGGUGGUGGUAGAGGUAAAUCGAAAUCUAAAAAACUGUCCAUGUCACCUUGGGGCCAAUUGGCUAAGGGAUUCAAGACGAGAAGAGGUAAGAACCAAAACAAGAUGAAAGUCAAAGAUAGACCUCGCGGACACUCCGAUAAGGCAGCCAGAUGA